AUGCCGGAAGUCGAUUUCUCCAUGAACGUUGAGAUGCCGGAAGUCUCCAUGAACGCUCUGGUUUUUUUGGUGUACCUUUCCUCUGAGGCAACACACGUUUGCAAUGAUCCAAUUGCAGAGAAGUUUCUAAGCAGCAUUAUCCAUAAUGAGGAAGAAGCAUAUGAAAGCUAUCGUGCCUAUGCACAUCACGUGGGAUUCACUGUUCGGAAGGACCAUACUACCUACUGGCCGAACUCCAAGAAACUCAAGGUUAAAGAUUAUAUUUGUGGAAAAGCUGGCUAUAAGAAAGAGCCUAACAACACAGUUAAGUUCAGAAAAGCAGACACGAGGAAUGACAGUAAGGCCAUGGUACGAUUUCAUGUUGGUUUUGAAGGCAAUUGGACAGUGGCAAAAUUCAUUGAAAAUCAUAAUCAUCCUUUGGCCGAAAGUGGUGAUAAGCAUCUUCUUCGUUCCAACAGAAGGAUAAGAAUGGAACAAGAAGCAGCAAGUAGUCGUCGAGUUGUGGACGCAUUCGAGCAAAGUUUGACAGAUUGUCUUACCCAGGAAUAG
Molecule: messenger RNA, 549 nt
Organism: Phalaenopsis equestris
Lineage: Eukaryota; Viridiplantae; Streptophyta; Magnoliopsida; Asparagales; Orchidaceae
Product: putative protein FAR1-RELATED SEQUENCE 10
Exons: 5
Coding region: 1-549 (182 amino acids)
Source: RefSeq, a predicted model, not a curated record